This is a messenger RNA of Pangasianodon hypophthalmus (striped catfish), 3476 nucleotides long. RefSeq names its product regulator of G protein signaling 20 (gene rgs20). The coding region runs from base 35 to 787 and encodes 250 amino acids. The record is from RefSeq and is a predicted model, not a curated record. Lineage: Eukaryota; Metazoa; Chordata; Actinopteri; Siluriformes; Pangasiidae. The transcript is spliced from 5 exons.
CACAAGCGGCCGGUCUUUAAAAAAAGGAAUCCUUAUGCCAACCGAUGUAAUCAAGGCGAAGAAUUAUCUCUUAUCUCUGGGCAUACAUGGUGAAAUUCCCAUGGGAUCAGAGAGGAUGGAGAUGCGAAAGAGGCAGAUGUCGGGGCAGCAGGAGCUGGUGGCGGGAGGCACAACGACGGGAACAGCGCCAGCCCAGCACGAGCAGGCUGGUCAGGGCGAGCGUGCCUCUAAUGCCUGCUGUUUCUGCUGGUGCUGCUGCUGUAGCUGCUCAUGUCUCACUGUUAGGAAUGAAGACAGGGAGGAGAGGAACCGGAAAGCCUCGCACGACGUCAAAGCUGAGGACCCGGGUGACUGCGAGGAGAGUCCAAAGCCCACUAUGGAUGAAGUGUGCUCAUGGGGGCAAUCCUUUGACAAGUUGAUGCGUUGCCCUGCUGGACGUUGCGCCUUCCGGCAAUUUCUACGUACCGAGUUCAGUGAGGAGAACAUGCUCUUCUGGCUAGCCUGUGAAGAGUUCAGCAAGGAGACCAAUAAGAGUGUCAUCAAGGAGAAGGCACGCCUCAUAUAUGAGGACUACAUUUCCAUCCUCUCACCCAAAGAGGUGAGUCUGGAUUCACGCGUUCGGGAGGUAAUAAACAGGAACAUGCUGGAGCCCACGUCUCACACGUUUGAUGAUGCCCAGCUCCAGAUUUACACAUUAAUGCAAAGAGACUCAUACCCACGCUUCAUGAACUCCCCUGUCUACAAAAACCUACUCAAGAGCGUCUCGGAGCAAUGUCCAGAAUCCUAAAUCUCUGUGAUCCCACUCGAAUUCUCCCUUCCCCUUCUUCUUUUUGGGUUCCUUUUUCAUUAUGUGGAGUUUGUUUAAAAGGACCUUUCUGUGGGUCCUCCCAGGGAUUUUACCACAUUAGAGAUCUGUACCUGAACAAGACACUCAGGUCUCCAGGUCACUGGAUUUUAAAACAAUGUCUCAAAUCUCCUGAGGGCUCAAUACCACAAGUACUGCUACAAAACAACAUAGCAAGAAGCUCCAAAGGAUUAUCAGUGCAUUUUCAUAUUUUUAAGAAAAAAUAUCUAUUUUAUUUGUGUUUUGAAUUGUUUUAAAUUACCUUUUUGUAUUUACUUUAAAAGAUGAUGUGAUGCCCAGUAUGGGCUAUUUACAGUAUACACAUUAGAUAUAUUUAUGAACUUGUAGUAUAUUUCCUCUUGUCUUAGAAUAUUUCAAGAAAAGGGAAUCAUGGGUAACAGGACAUGCCCAGUUCUAGACACUGCAUAUGAGAAUCAAAGAUCAAGUCAAGGCAAAACAGCAGCUUUACUCAAAGAAAACUGUGUGCCAUUACCUGUCAUAAUAGCUUAGCAUGUCCAGGUGGAAAAGAUCUUUCUUUCGUAUUUAUGAUAGGGCUCUUUUUUCUCUUUUUUCAAAUCACUAUUAAAGGCAGAGAGUGAAACCCUAAAUUUCUGGUAAAAGACAUGAUACAAUCUGUGGAUCACAAAUCUUAAAUGCCCAAACGUCAUGUUGAUUAACUUAAUGCCAAAAGGUUUUUUUCUCUUUGAUGGCUUGAAAAUUGGUGGCUAUUAUAUUACGCUCUACUACAAUGCAGCCUGUAGGUAAAUUGACAGCGACACCAUAUUUCUUGUACUAUAUAGUUUGGCUCUGUACCCAGAAAAUAAGAUCAUUUUUAUCCUUUUUACACAGUCUUUGUAUUCCAGACUUUACUGUAGCAGUUGUGAUAAACCCUCUGACAUCAAGUCUGAAUAAUUCUUUCGUUAACGCAGUCUUUACACAAGCUCUCUUGUGUACGAAUUAAUGCUGCAACAACAUAGAGCUGGUGAAUAAAUAACUGCGCAACCAAUUGUCUAAUUACUUGUAGUUUCCUAAAACAAACUGUAAUUCUUCUGUGGUUUACCCAGUGUGGAUACUCAUUUGUUUCUUGACUUUAAGCUCAUAAUCAAUGUUUUAAUUUAAAUCCAGUAUUACCUGGUAAAAACCUGUUAGUGUCCAGUUACCUCCAGACCUCACAUGAUGGCUAAUCUUUACCUAUAUCCAAAAAAUGUGCAUACUAGAAGCAGGCUCAAGAUCUUAUGUAAACUUAAGUAUUAAAAUCAUCAAAAUUACUUAUAACCGUCUUGAGAUGAAUAUAACCAUUUUAAUGUGAAGGUAUUUUACUAUUGUAUCAAAUAUCUUUAGGUUUAGUUCAGCAUUUCCCAAUCCUUUGUCCUCGAGUCCCUCUGCGCUGUAUAUUUUUUACAUUUUCCCAGUUUCUAAUGCAUUUCACUCAACUCCCUAGCUACUUAACAAACCCUCCGUGAGGUAAACGCAUUUACUAAAAUAUGUACUACAGGGACACUUCGAGACCAGGAUUUGGGAACACUGGCUUCCCAGAUUCAGACUAAAUGGAUAAGUAUUUAGGACUCUUAUUUGUAGGUGACACCAAAGUAGCCAAGUCCAGGUAAACUGUGUUAUUACUAGCUUACUCUCUGAAAGCACUGAUUAGAAUCAGUGGCCAAGUUAUUGUUGUUGUCGUUGUUGUUUUAUUUUUUUUUUAAAUAGUUUUGUAAAUGAUUUUGUUGCCUGACUCAUGUCGCUCAAAGACAAGAUCCUCACACGGGGAAGUGCCUUGACAUUCAGUUGUGUGACAUCUCUUUUAUGGCAAUAGUUGAAUCGAACUCUUGCCGCAGAAAUAGACUCUGGACCUUUGAUCAGUUUCUGAUGUGAUUUGUCCUGAUGUGACUUCGGAAAUUAAUUCUUGUAAUUCAUUUGUGUGUUUUCUUUUUUUGUUUUAAAUCCAUUUUUUUUCCAUCACUGAAGUCACGACAUUUGAAGGAAGAGGUUCACAAGAUUAGGACAAUUCAUAAAGUGUGAUUGAUCCGAGUCCAAGCAUGCUUCUGCCAGUAUGUAUUACAUGGGGGUACUUCUGCUCAUUAUUUACUCGACAUGUGCAAUCUGAGCUGAUGGAUUCACCACAUAGAUCAACCUCAAUCUAAGCCAAUGGUUUUGAAGUGAUACUGCCUACAUUUUUAUUUCUUUUUGUUCUGUUGGUGUUGUGAAAAGUACGCAAGAGUGUUAUUUUCCAAUCGGUUUACAAAAAGAGUAUACAUUUUUAAAUGAAUAAUAUCUGAAUGUUUACAGUAAUCUGUUUCUGUUUUACUCGACUGAGGAAAAAAAAAUAUCUGUGGGCAUUUGAAAUCUUUAAGAUGAAAAUAAAGCACAAUAAUUUUACAGCUUGUGGUGCUUUUGUGUUUUAAAAAAAGGACACAAACCAUUUCCAUUAUAUUCACAGGUGUUUCAAAUGCAUGCAAAGGUUCAGGCAUAUUGCAGAUAUUCAAAUAUUAAUUCUUGGGGACAAACCUGAGCUGCUGUGAGUAGUUGUGCUGUGUUGUGGGGUUAUCAUGGAGAAUAAUGGUGGGAUCUCCACUCCUCUUCUGGAGAGGAUGCACCUGGGAAGCUCACAAAAGAGUACACACAGCACGUCAUGUUC